Cynoglossus semilaevis (tongue sole) is the source of this 2059-nucleotide messenger RNA. RefSeq names its product NIF3 NGG1 interacting factor 3-like 1 (S. cerevisiae) (gene nif3l1). Gene Ontology annotation, cellular component: cytoplasm; mitochondrion. The coding region runs from base 775 to 2016 and encodes 413 amino acids. The transcript is spliced from 7 exons. Lineage: Eukaryota; Metazoa; Chordata; Actinopteri; Pleuronectiformes; Cynoglossidae. The record is from RefSeq and is a predicted model, not a curated record.
UGUGUUAAAUCGCCGUAUUCUUCUCGGUAGAAUCUGCUAUUGCACUUGCAUUACUCCGCAAUGGAAUAUAAGUACUGUGUAAAUUGAAAUAGGUCGUUCUUGUUAAUAAAACUGUUGGCUUUAUGUCAUUGUAUAUCCGAAUGGAAACCCGAGACUUAAGUAACCUUAAUAUUUGUCACAUAUGCAAAGUAUGACCAAGGAUCGAUUGCCGAAAUAACUGGUUAGCUUUGACCUGAGCUGCAUGUGUAUCUGAAUGAUGCACAAAAUCGAAUUUAUGUUAAUAAUCACACGAAAAGUAUGCAAAGAUUUUUAGCUGUUUUCUCCAGCAGUCUAAAAUAGGCAGAUAGAGGAUUAGAUUGCAUUAAACAUUGAAAUAUACAUCAUUCGGUUGUUGGAUUAGGUGUUGUCCUACGGACUUUACCUUUCCCCAAAUUAUGUAGUUGAAUUUAGAUGUAAAGGUUCACUUGUAAAUGGAAGAAUAGCGUGCAACUAAAGUUCUAUAAAAAAAAUGUUGUUUGUCAAAUUUAAAAGUGUGUAAAAUCACCCGGUUGACAUGAAUAUUAAAGUGUAAACGUAAAGGGAAAACAAGUUUCGUGACUACCUUUGGUCAUCGUUACGCAGUGGUAGCCAUCUUGUUCCUGAAGACCUUUACUGAAACUUGAUGAUAACAUCUAGCAUUUAGCCUUAAAAAAUAAAAUAAAAAGCUUAUUCUACACAAAAAGGAAACCCGCCUUUAAAGAACUCUUAGAAUUACUGAAAAAGAAGUCGGCACUGAUGUUGUCAGCGUGUAAAAAGCUCACCAGGACAUUUUUAUUCCACAGCUGCAUAAAACGUCCCUCUGCACUUAUAUCCACCCUGCUAUCUGUGCCUUCACCUCUUCACAAUCACAUUCUGGUAACAAACAAGAAAACCCCAUUUUCCUUCAAUCAGCCCUCAGUCUUUCCCUUGUGUUAUAUCACCGACCGUGGCCCGAUGGAGCUCAAAGAGGUGGUGCAGAUACUGGAGCAGCUUGCCCCCCUGUCGCUUGCAGAGUCGUGGGACAAUGUUGGCCUGUUGGUUGAGCCCUGCAAAUCCCGGCCCAUUAAGACCAUACUGUUAACCAAUGACCUCACACAGGCCGUUAUGGACGAAGCAGAGGCUGCGAACUGCGACCUCAUAAUCUCCUAUCACCCGCCUUUGUUUCGGCCAGUCAAGCGUCUAAUUCAGAAAGACUGGAAGCAACGGUUGGCGUUACGGGCAGUGGAGGCCGGCAUAGCGAUUUUCUCACCUCACACUUCAUGGGACAGUGUUAAAGGGGGGCUGAAUGACUGGCUGCUGGAGGGACUGGGUAGUGGCCAGGUGUCUGUGCUGAGUCAAGCCCUCAGUGGAGCCCCCCUCAGUUAUAAGCUGGAGUUCAUGGUCAGAAGCACAGCGGAACUUAGCACGGUGGUGGAAGAACUGAGGGCACGUGCUGGAGGAGAAACGCUGAAGCCUUUGACAAACAGUGUGGACGACAGUGGGAUCCUUGUGAGUGUAACCUGUAGUGACUCGGCGUUGACUCCCAGCGUUCAGACUCUGUUGCAACACACUGCUCCCAGCCAGUCCCUCAACAUCCUAAAGUUAGAGCAGCCGCCACUGCUGGGCCAUGGCCAAGGCCGACUCGGCGUUUUGGACCAGCCUGUAUCUGUGGCGAAAGCCAUUGAGAAAAUGAAGUCUCACCUGGGAUUGAAUCACCUUCGCUUGGCUUUGGGAUUUGGGAGAACACUAGAUUCCUCUGUGCGUACUGUAGCUGUAUGUGCCGGAUCGGGAGCAUCAGUUCUGUGUGGGGUCAAAGCAGACCUCUACAUCACAGGUGAGAUGUCCCACCAUGAGGUCCUGGACGCCGUAGAGAAGGGCACCAGUGUGAUCCUCAGUGAGCACAGCAACAGCGAACGAGGUUUUCUGGCUGUGUUCAGGGAGAGGCUGCUCCUGCGUCUUCCCGACUCAGUCGCUGUGGUUCUGUCUAAAUCUGACAGAGACCCACUGGAGGUGGUCUGAGUGCCAUGACAGUAAUAAAAAAAAAGAAAAAAAAGGAAAUUAA